GGUUUGGUCGUCCAAAAUUCAUACAGAAUAGCCUUCUUAAACAUACUUUCUUCUAUAGUAAACUAAACCUUUUAGAUGUGCAGAAAUCUUCUAGUUGCUGUUUAUAAAGUACAAUGAAAAUGUCCCAGUCAAAUUCAAGCCUAGAAUUACACCGCUUCAAUUGGAUGACAUCUCCACCUUUUCCUCAUCAUCCUACUUAACCUGUGGAGUUUUGACAUCACAGCAGACCAGAGGCUUAGUGCUACAACACACCUGAUGGCUACAGUAGUAUGGAUAUACAGUGUCACUGAAGAUGAGCCAGGCAGAACAUGGAAGUGGGAAUGAGGAGUCUUUUCAGCUGACAGACAGCAUGAGAGAUUGCAGAUGAUGCUUUGAACUUCUCUCCUGAGCUUCCAAUGGAACUACAAAGGAAGAGCCGAACAGUUCGGCCUGCAGGUCCCUUGGAUGGAGGCUAUGGCUGGUUCAUAGUGCUUUCCACCUUCCUUGUCUUUGGUCUGACAUUCGGUGUAAUCAAGUCCUUUGGCGUGUUCUUCGUAGAAAUCCACCACUACUUCGCAACCACGGCGACUACAAGCUCAUGGAUCACAUCCAUCUCUGUGGCAACUGUACAUUUUGGGGCCCCCGUAGGCUCCGCAUUGAGUGCAUACUUCGGCCAUCGGCCAGUGGUCAUGGUGGGGGGUCUGCUGAGCAGCAUUGGGAUGGUGGCCGGGUCAUAUGCCCAGGAUCUGCUACAGCUGUACAUCACUGUGGGGUUCCUUACAGGAUUUGGCUAUGCCCUGACCUGGACCCCUACUGUGACCAUGCUGGGCUGGUACUUUGAGAAGCGACGGCCAGUGGCCAACGCUCUGGCCAGCACAGGAGAGUGCAUCCUCACCUUCAUCCUCACCCCAUCCUUCCAGUUCAUGGUAGAUCAGUAUUCCUGGAGGGGAGCGAUGCUGAUCCUGGGAGCUCUGCAGCUCAACUUGUGUUUGUGUGGAGCUCUUCUGAGACCCCUCAACAGACUCGUUCCUCCUAAAGAGCUUGAGGAGAAAGAGCACGAGCUGGAGCUGUUAUCUCAACCUCACAUAGACUCUAGAAGUUCAAAUAAUAGGUCAGACUCAAAAAAAUCGGAUGCACUGAAGGUCAAAAUCAUUCGUUACGUGGACUACACUCUUAUCGCUAAUGCUCGCUUCAUGGUCUACUCAAUGUUUGGUGUCUUCGCUGCUCUCGGCUUCUUCGCUCCAUCUCUCUUUCUGGUUCCGUACGCCCGCAGUCAAGGAGUGGAGGAGUACCAGGCGGCCGCUCUCAUGUCCAUCUCUGCGGUGCUGGACCUGUUAGGCAGGGUGUUAUUUGGGUGGGUGGCUAAUCUGCGGCUGGUCAAGACAGUCCAUCAGCUGAUCGUCACAGUGAUUCUGUUGGGCAUUGUUCUGCUGCUCGGCCCUCUUGCAACCACAUUCACCCAGCUAGCGCUGUUCAGUGCGGGUUAUGGACUGGUGUUCGGAGCGACUGUGGCCAUUCACAUCACAGUACUCGCGGAGGUGGUGGGGGUGGAGAGGCUGGGAAGUGCUCUGGGCUUCUUCAUGCUCAUCCGCAGCAGUGGUGGCCUCCUUGGACCACCUUUGGCAGGUGAGAUGUUUAAGAGAAAUUUGGUCACUAGUGACUAUCCUAAGCAGUGACAUCAAAAUUAUUA
Messenger RNA from Sinocyclocheilus rhinocerous, 1669 nucleotides. RefSeq names its product monocarboxylate transporter 2-like. NCBI's taxonomy places the organism in Eukaryota, Metazoa, Chordata, Actinopteri, Cypriniformes, Cyprinidae. Gene Ontology annotation, biological process: transmembrane transport; monocarboxylic acid transport. The record is from RefSeq and is a predicted model, not a curated record. Bases 396 to 1655 code for a protein of 419 amino acids. Gene Ontology annotation, molecular function: monocarboxylic acid transmembrane transporter activity. The transcript has 6 exons.